GCCACAGCGGGAACCGGCUACAAGCAUCCCAGUGGGACUGCGGACUGCGGUCCUUCCGGAUUUUGGAGUUUUUUUAAUCGCUUCGAUCGUGGCGAUGUGUGGACGAGGAAUGUGACCCCCGGCCCGAAAAGGAAGGAUGGAGCUGUCGCGCUGUAGGAUCAGGCGCACCGGAUGCAAUGCCCUGAGAAGCUGUUUCUAUUGCACCGUGGGCCUCAUCUGGGCGGACGGCGACUGCGUUUUCAUCACACCGCUGCAGCCGCCCAAAAACUCGUCGACCAGUCAUCAUCAGGUCCACUUCUGCCGUCAUCAGGUGCUCGGCUUGUUCAGGACGGUGCACGGCCUGUGCUACAGCAGCCCCAAGAAAUGGCCCCCGUUGAUCAGUGUGGUGGCCGAGCGGGUGGACGACGGCUCCCUGGAGCUCUCCAUCUGGCGCAUGAACACAGCCGUCCAGUGUGUCUCCUUCUCCAAGUGGGCCAUCCUGGCUUUGCCCCAGCUGCCCGUCCUGCAAGGGUGUCUUUGGCACCCCGAACGAGAUGUCUUCUGCCUGGUGUUCAAAGACUCAGCACGCAUCUACGUGGUCAACGAGGACAGCUCAGAGCUUCAGGAGGUCAAGACCAUCACUCCAUUUGCUGGGUCUCGGUUUGUGUGUGGCACCUGGAGCAAAAAUGGCAAGAGGCUUAUCUUGGCGACGGAGUCAACUCUCAUGUUUUACAGCAUACCAUGUUCCGACAUCGAGCAGACGGAAAUGGAGGUCAUUCUCGGACUGGAAAGGGUGUGCUGUAUCGAGGGACUGGAUGGGGACCGGUUUGUGUGCACGGUGGAGCUUCCCCUGGACAGCAUGGUAGUGAGGAGCCGCUCGGAGCGCUACCUCAUGGACCAGACUCGGGGGCCCCUGGAGACCCUGCUCAACAUCCAUGCGGCCACUGAGGGUCCACUGGAAGGCAGCUCGCAGCUGUUUCUACUACAGUGGAACCCGGACACGGACAAGCCAGAAGUCCGAAGCUGGGACGAGCUUUAUGGCAUCCUCUCACCUGACCUCUUGGCUGUCGAGCCUUCAUCGAACCUCAUCGUGGUCGGGAGCAACAGCUGCCACACCCUGUACGUGUACGGCAUUGUCGACGAGCAGCUUGAAAAGCUCCACGACAUUAACCUCCCCAAGGAGGAGCGGCCCAAGGGGGUGACAAUCCACAACCAGGAGGCGUUGCUGAUGAUGGCCAAGCUGCCCGAGGAAGAGCGCCAGGUGCUGUCGCUGCCACGCUCGGAGUUUGUCGAGUACGAAGUGGUCCUCCAGAGCAUCCCACUGUCAGCCCAGCCCCAGGGGGCUUGUACGCUUCAGAGCCUGCUGGGUCAGGCCGCCGCCAAGUCAUCUGCCUCGCUUGACAGCGCCGUCUCAGACCCCAUCGCCAGGUAUGGCCGCCUACGGAGGGAUUCAUACAGACGGGACAAUCUGGCGGCCGAAAGGUACAGCAGGACCCCGCAGGGUCCAGCGUCAACGGCCAGCUCGAGCCACCUGCUAGCCGGUGCAGGUGAGCUGAACCGGUGCGACCCCGCCGCUACCAUGACCUGGCCCCGGGGCCUGCUGGGUGACCUCAAGAGCCACCUACAGGCAUCGGCUGCACCCCCACCACGGCCGUCAUCGUCGGCAACCAGCGAGAGCCACCUUGCCCACCGGGCCCAGGCAAGACGUUCGGAUCCAACUCCACUGGUUGAGGACCUGACAAGCCUGCUGCACUUUCAUGAGGCCGGCAGAAGUGCAGAUCCCCCACCGGCCAAUGACCUCCUUGAUCUGUCAAGCCUCCUGUCGGGCGGCGGCCUUUCCUCUUCCGAGUUGCUCGUGGGCCGGAACUUCGAGGAGCUCGACGGGGACGUUGGUGGCCGCCUCGGCGGGGGCUUCCACGAGGAGUUCUUUAAGAAGUCCUCCGGCACUGGCGACGGGGUACGCCAGGAUGUCGGCAGCACCCCUCGCACUCCCAUGGCGGCACCAGGAGGUGGCUCGCACACGCUGCCGCGUGCUGCCGAGCAUGCAGCGCCCGCUGCGGCAACAACUAGCACACUCGGCUCGGUGGCCUCGCGCUUGGCAGGCCUCGAAGGCUGUCUGGCCGCACUGGGCCGAAGCCAGAGCCGCGAACUGCAGGAGAUCAAAGGGGAGCUAUCUGCUAUCCGCCGCCUUCUGAUCUCGGUCCUGUUCCACGUGCUGCCAGAGGAAGCGAGGAGUGACGCCGUUGCCAAGUACACGUGAGCCGAGACUUACAAAAGUAGUUAUUUCGGCACCCCGCAAUGCGCCCAACGUUGGCCACGGGCAGAGAGUUAAACGAAGAGAGCUCCAACCGCGAAACACGCGAAGGUUUAUCGCUGUCCACGUUUUGGUAGUCGGGCACAGACGACGUGAAAAGGCUCCAGGUCUGAAGAGGAGGCGUACCUAGGUGACGUGCUGCCGUAGACCAGUCUCGACAUCAGUGCCGGCCGCAGCCGGACCUUGCGUGGCGAGAUGCUACCCACCGGCAACCCCCCCAUACCCCUGCAACUAUCUUAUGCGCAGUUUGUGGUUGCAGGCUGGCUUCAAACUGUGAGUGACGUGCUGUGCCGCACGUGUGCGAUGCUCGUGCUUGACUGAAAAGCUUUAGACUGGAAUCUGCUCUGUUCCACUACAUGUGGCUGACGGACGUUGUCUACUUUCUAGGUGGUUGCAUUGGUGACAAGUGUGCUUUCUUUUCUUUCUCCGCCUGUGCCACAGAUGUUCCUUUUUCAAAUGCCGAGACUUUGCUUCCCGGAGUUUGUGCGAAUGAUGUGCAUUUCAUUGCUAAUGCAGUCACAGUAUACAGUGUGCAGUUUAGUGUCGCAUUAAUUUUGUACGAGCCUACGCAAUACUAAUAUGAAAGGCGGAUUUCUUGUUUUCGUGACCCAAAGCAGUGGUGUAUGGGUGAGGCAAUGCAAAGAAGGGGACAGUGGACACUGCUGACACAGACCACAGGUGCGUUUUAGAGUGGCCAAGAAUUCCAGCGCAGCACUGCAUCAAAAUGUCUUGCUCACUACUUUCACUCAGGUGUGGUGGCAUAGAACAAUGGCUUUUACAGCCUCCGUUUUUCUGUUAGAUCUUCUUUUUUACUUGUUCUCUUACACCAUAGGUAACACAUGCGAACUCUUAUCUCUCUUUACAAAUUGGUCUUCGCACAAGGCACUUCCACACAGAUGAAGCACCCUGCUUUCAGGCUUUGGCCGAAGCUGCAGCAGUUCAACGAACCCACCUAAAAGGAGUUGCCAGGGUUUCUGCUGUACACGUGGGCAAAUGUCUGCAACAGACAACGCAUUGUGCUGUUACGUAUUGUGCAGUGUCGAGAUAAGUAUACACAGAAGUGCAUACAAGCGUAUACAAACAGCCUUGCUUGCACAGAAUCCUGACCACGGAUACGAGGCAAGGGUGUGGCUGGCUCGAUGUCACUGGAAAAAGUUUUUCCUGGAAGCACAUUAACUUCUCUGCUCUUAAGAGACGUUCUCACGUGCCUGUGUGUGUGUGCAUGUGUGUGUAUGUGUGCAGAGAGUGCUCAUGCGGACAAAGAAAACCCAAAGCAGCAGGUCUCUGCUGAUGCUGCACGACAUCUGCUGCACGCCUCGGAGACCGGCCGACUCAGCCCGGGGUUUUCGGCUUGCCUUCUCCUCUUCAAAAACUCGGCCGUCGGUAGAUUGACUUCAAAGCACAGAACCUGGGGCAGGGGAGGGCGGGGUAAUGGGGGUGGGGCGAAGGAAAGGAUGGCACGACGGCAGCCACGGCUCGAUUGCUCGGUGACGUUUGAGUGUUCGUGGUCGAAACACCUCCUGCCGAAACCUUCUGCAGCUGAAACUCUCUUGAGAAAAGCUCCAGCAUCGACCGCCAUUGUCUACACGCUGCUGGAACGAAAACACUUGCCGCCGUUGCCAUGUGCGUGUGUUCUAUGAUGGUGGAUGCGACAUCUCUCAGUCUACCUGUUUGGCACACAUUCUUUGUACAUAUUAUACAUAGAAGCAGAAAAGAAGAGAAAAAGGUUACAAAAAAAGAGGGAAAAGGGAAGGGGGAACAAAGAACAGUGCACAGCCAUAGGUGGCAAGGUUCUGCUUGUGAACAUGCUCAGCAGGUUCCUGCCCGACACUGACAGCAACAGCUGUUGCCAGUGCCACAGCAGUCACGACACAAGAACGGGGAAGUGGAGGGGGGGAAGGAUUCUUUCCUUUCUGCUUUUUUAUAGGAUUUAUAAAUACAUUCCUAAAUGCAUAUAUACACUCGUAUCAUUGAGAGGCUGUAGUCAAGAGAAGGAGGAGAGGAAGGGUGCUGCGUACAGGCGUCAUUUGAGUGUGAGUGGAGGAACAAUCUCUUGCACGAUUGGCCUACAUUGCCGCACCUCUUGUCGAACUGCUCUAUGCCAGUGAUGUGCGUCGUGCAAAGCAGAGACAUAAGUCUUGCUGUCCAUCCGCCAUUGUUCAGGUUAAUGCGUGUGCUAUCGCAUGCACCGCUAAUACCAUGCGGCUGACACUGGCCUGUUUUGUUUGCAGAGUGCUUGUUACGGGCGGGAAUUUGUUGUUUCUGCCGCUCCCUUCUUAGUUGACCCUUGUGCAAGCAUGCAGACAUGUGUCCUGGAAGGAGGAAAGCAAGAAAAAAAAAACUAAUGGUAAAUUCCAUUUGCUGUUUCGAGUAAAUUCCAUUUGCAGUUUCGAGGAUGCUACCUGAAUGUUUGAGAAAGCAUUUGGACUAUGCUCAAAUUUCACAGAACCAAGCCUAUCACAAAAAAGCAUAGCAGUACUCUGCGCUAAAACAGCACAGAGUUUGUUGCACGCAAUAUGCACAAGUGUCACUACAUGCUGUAGCACUUCUGGAUAAAUCUGUACCCCAGCAAUGGAGCAAGAGAAAGGAAUCCGCUGCAUGGUGAGAUGAUGCCUAACAACCAUAAAAAAAAUGUGAAUCUGUUGUGGAUCAACUGGUGGAAUGGCGUUCUUCUGUAGAGGAAAGGAAAGAAGAGCUAUAGAUUGGCUAGUGGAGUUCACCUUAAGGCAUGUGGACUGAGCAGGACCUCUACUUUCAAACUUAAAAAACGCAGCAUGUCCCAACUUGCAUUCAUCAUUGUGACCUUGUAGCAAACCGAUGUGUGCAGGAACUGCCUCUGCAAGAUUGCACUUGUCGAUUUGUGGGAAACACUUAAUGCUCAGCGCAGCACACUGUGGCUUUCACAUAGAUCCACAGACUUUGGACGCCAAAAGUGGUUCAUUCUGUACUCUGCUUCCACCCAGGCAGCUUGAUGCAAAAAGCACUUCUGCUGCUACUUCCACUGCGAUGCUUGCUCAGUGACUUGCAGUAAUCUUGUUUCGUUUAAGAGCUUCUCUCAGCUUUCGGACAUGGUGCACUCAUUAUCUUCCUCAGCUCUGCAACUCAGGACAAGUUUGAGGCUUGGACACAUGAACAGGUGUAUGCUAUAAUGUAUUCACGUAGUAUUGUUUGUUGCAGUGAAGUUGCACUUCUUCAUUGUACCUCUUGGCCACCUCAGUUUGAUACUGGGCUGUCAUUAACCACUCAGUGUCCGAUCUGAAAAGAAAGCGCCUGAGUUUGGCUCGUCCACCUUCUUCCACACUAGGCUGCGCUCCCGGUUCAUCUUGAAUUUGCAGGAGCCCGAACAGAGGCUAACGCAAUGGUGCUGCAAUCUCUCAGGCUGGUUGCAUCGCACAUAUUUGGUCCGGCCACUGGUUUCAGAAGGACGGUGAACCGUCUUGGCAUGCCAGUCAUGUUAGCACUGUGUUGCACGAACACCACCUGUGUUCUUCUUCGAACCUGCCCUGUUGACCGCCUCGUGUGCUUGGAAACUUUGGACGAAAGGCCGAGGGUUUCCUUAUUGCACAACACAUGACUGGUGGACAUGGGCAUCCACUGCUGCAAUUUAUUGUGGCCACCUUCUAGCAGUCGUCUGAUAUCUUGUUGGCCGCAGUCACUGGAAAUUCCACACACAGACACCUCUAGUUUGUUCCGCCACCAUUCCCUUUAUUCCCAGUGUCUUGCUUGCACUGGCUGUACAAGGCAUAGAGCAAGGUGCGAGGUUAUGAACCACAAUAAACAUGAAGUGGCAGCUUUAUAUAUAAUAUAUAUAUAUAUAACACACACACACACAGACACACACACACACACGUAUAUAUAUAUAAACACACACACCUAACGUGGUUGAAGAUGUGUGCCACUGCGCCGCGAUUGAUGUGUUGCUGUGGAGGAGAAAGAAAAAAAAAAUAGCCAUGAUUGCUCAACACUUUUUAUACAUUGGUUGUGUAGCAUAGUGAUCGCGUGGUUGAAUCUUUCCGUGUAGCUUCGUGAGGUCGUGUUUGUGUAGUCAGUCCCAUGACAACUGACCUGCUACACCGAGGCUUUGGCCCGAGUUUAUUAUAUUGGGUCGAGUUUGCUGGUAUUAUAUCGCGCCAUUUACAUUUUGCUUCCUCCCAUCUGAAAUUGCUGGCAUUGCUCCUGCCUUGUUUUGUCUUGGCAGGCGCCGGCAUGGGUACUAGUUUCGUGCUGUCACCACUGCCUGCUGGGUCAGCGGUGUGAAAAUCCGCGAGAAUAAACACACUCUGUAGCUAGCUCACAUGAGACUACGCAUCAUGAAAGAUCUUAGAAGUGGCGUCAAUGACCUCUCACAGAAGGGCUGUGGGUGCCCAACAUUCGAAGUGUGGAGAGAGCUGCAGGCUAUGAGGUAAGGUUAGCAACCUUACUCAGUGAACAUCUCGUACGGCGAGUUUAUUCUUGUGUGCCCUUGCAAAAGGGGCCCAGCAGUUCAGAUACAAUGAGUGCCAGUACCAGCCACAUUGCUAUCCAUUUUCACUUCACCAGACACCGAUACUAGCUUGCACUAUUCUAACCCUGCCGGAGGGCAUCCCCGGAUUAUUAAGUACUGUUCACACGUGCUAGGAGAAAAUCCUGGCAGCAUACACCACUCGCACAAUGUAUGUCAGUUAGUUGUCGGAGCAUGGUGUGGCCACUUCUUUGCCAGUCGUGGUGUGGAAGAAAAAAAGAGUCUCUUAAUAUAUGCUGGGCAUUGUUUUGGUGCCCUUGGCUGGGAGCGUGCCAUGGCAUUUCCUUUCUAUUCUUUUGCACCACAGUGGGACAGAACUGCUUUCAGGGAAGACUAACUGUGUUGCUUGUUACAUUGUAAGCCGAACUGAUCACCCGUGCAUCUUUCAGCUAGAUCGAAGCAGGACAGCCAAAGAAAUGUAUGCAGUGUACAUAACAGUGGGUCCAGUGCUUUGCUUGAUUUCUAAACCAAUGCAUUAACAAUUUACAUGUGGGUUCACUGUGCACUGGCAUUGCAUAAAGCAUAGCAGCUUGUCUUGUUGUGGCACAACUUUGACCAUUUGAUGUUUUUUUUUUUAAGAGCAGCCAUAGGUUUAAGCAUAUGAAACAGCAUAUUCAUUACUUCAACGUCACUUGGAGAACAAGAAAUGUUUUGGAAGAGAAACUCGUCUUCUUUUAUUACUAUUAUUAAAAGAACAUGUAAGCCCUGUCAUUUGUCAAUGUAAUGCAGUAGCAGUGGCAUUAUCUCGCUGAGCUUAUUGUCACGGGCUUGAUUCCUGCAGAAGGGUUGAAAAUUGAGUUUGCCGGCACAAUGUUGGCAACCUGAGAACAGCAUGAUUCCUGGCCAUGGUGGCCACUCUGCUGGGGGUGGAAUGCAAAAGUGCCAGUUUGCCAAACCUUGCGUGCGUACGAAAGAACACCAGGUGGUCAAAACUAAUCACGAGCCUUCCACUACGGCAUCCUUUGCGGCCCCUGUCUUGUCUUUGGGGAAAUGUUAUCCCCCUCUCUAAAUAAAGCUUAAAAAUCUGCAUAUUCGAUGAUUCUGUAUAGUCAUAUAAUAUAAUGUGAGCUUUUUUUCCUAUUAAGAUGCCUUAUAUGGGAGAUUAUUGUAUCAGAGGUUGCACGGUUUGUGUCUUUCUGUUGUUUCUUUUUAUAGAUUCUUCCAUGAGAGCGCAACCUGGUGGUCAAAAUAUGGACUACCCGUCAAAGUGUCACCAAAUCUCCCCCAGAGAGGCAUAAUCAGAUUUCUGCACCUUUCCUAAGCAUGGUGUUAAGUUUCCUGUGCACGCUGGUGCCAAAUGGGAGCUUCUCCUCUUAAACAUUUCUUGCACUCAUAGUAGCAUUACAUGUAAGCUUGAUCAGCUGCGAGCCGCAGGAGCCCUGGACUAAGGGCGUCUCCCGCACAAGCAGAAAGACAUCUGCUUGUCCUUUCUUUUAUUUUUAAAAUAAAUGUUUCUCCUCCUCCUCUCCCAUAAUGUGCUUGCAUGGCUGUGAGACCAGCCCAUCUUUUCUUUGCAACCGAGUUUUGAGUUGAUCACGAGCGCUUAUGCUGUUUGCGUCCCUAAUUUUUCUCACGGUGCUCUUUCCAGCCAUGUUUCUGUCUUGCAUUAUGAUUGCACCUCAUUGCUGCUACACUCCAUUCUAUAUUUAGCAGGCAAUGUGUGGAAGCUGCUGUAGUAGCACUACCAUAGGAGUGUAUAAGCCCACAUAUUCCAUUGUGAAUUGGUUUUGAUCUGAAACAUCCGCUAUGGGGCAACUUCGUCUGUUGCCACCUUAACAUCUGUAGUUAAAGUAAUGCCAAAUUUCACUAUCUUUUAUCGCGGUGUUUGUUUUUUAUUGGUACAUGGCGCAUGCUGAAAAUAUUUUUGAACACAAAUGGCAUGCACUGCAUCUUGAGGGAGAUAGAUAAAGGACGGAAAAGAGGACCGAGACUGACUGGCCCCCUUACUCUGGGGGAAGGGAAAGGGAAAAAAAGAAGCGAUAUGACAGAGUUCAGGUGCACUCAGAGGCAGAAAAAAUGCGAUUUCCACCAGUGUCACAUCCAGUCACUCAGCCUGGUUGACUUCUUAAACCACAACAGCGCUGUUGUGGCUCAUAGCAAGGUGCAUAGCAGAAUUGAAAGCUGGUCAAGUUAUGGUUGCACACGACGACUUGGUGGAGAAAAUGUAAGGCAAGGCUUAAAAGGCCCAUCUGUCUGUCUAUUUUUUCUCAUUCCCCGUGUUUUAUCAACCAAGUUGCUUCAUGCUCUUCUUUCUAUAGUUGCAAUGUGCAUGGCCACAGUCCCAAGGCCUUGGUGCCAGAGAGAAGUCUUCCAUCUAGAACUUGUUGUAAAGCAAGUUGGCUGAUAGUUGGGAAAGCCAUUACAGCACUAAUAUGGUGAGCACAGAGGCCAUAAGACAGGCAAAGCACCCAUUCCGUGCUGUCCUCUGCGUCCAUUUUAUUAGUGCUACGAUGGCUCCUACAAGUCUUCUGUCUAGCUGGCUGAGGGGUGCACGGAGAACAGACCUUUGAUCUUCAGAGGAAGAACAACUGCUGAGAAAAUGUCCAGCUUCUUCAUAAGCACAAGUGUUGCAGUUGGUGCUUUUGCUUUCUUCAAUCAAGGAUUAGUAAGCAUCAUGAGGGUGUAUGCAACAACCAAACAAGAAGCGAUAUGACGAGCUGGCUUUACGGUGGUGAAGACCAGGUUGCAGGCGCAAUUGCAUGGAGGACUCCACUGAGUACAGUGCUCUCAGUGAACUGCGCAAGUAGUCCAGUCCUAAGAUGUACUACUCUAUUGCUUUUCGUCGUGAAGCGGUUUAGAUCUGCAGGUUCUUCUAUAGCUUCUUUAUCUAUUAUGACUGUAAGACACAGAGUCAUCAUCUUAUCCAAUGAUAAAUUGUUUUUAAGUUUUUUGCUCCUAAUGCGUGAUGCAAAGAUGUCAUAUUGGCUGAGUGGCUGUGACAUUCUGCUGAGCACACAAUCAAGGAUUCAAUUUUUGGCUCUGCCAGCUGCGUUCUAACGAAGGCAGAAUGCAAGAGUGGCUCGCAUGCCAAGCGAACAUUAAGGGCAGUAAGAAUUAGUCGGGAGCCUUCCACUUAGUCGGAAGCGCCUGGAUUGCUUUGGAACAUUAAACGCCAUCGACUAACUCUAAUCCAUACUCAAUGCACAAUUUUUUUUAUUGCAAAUGCAGCCACUGUGAAAAAUAGCUCCAGUUUCCACAGCAUCGCCUGCUAAGUAUGAAAUGGAAUGUACAUAUGUCUUUGUAAUUCUUUAUCCUAGUGUUGCACUUAGAGGAGCUUAUGACUUGUCGAACAGAGUACACUUUGGGUGAUUGCUCUCUCUCUCCUCCGAUACACAAGCAAGAACUAAUGGGAAAGACAAGGUCAGCUGAAAUGCAUUUUGCACACACACCAUGACACGGCAGGCACCAUCUGCACUGAAAACCUUGUGCUAUGCCCUAAGCACAGCAUCUCGUUUCUUAAGUUUUGUACUUCAUUGAAGCAUUGUCCAGUUGUGUCAGUAUUUAGUGAACUAGGCAUUCUUUAGCCAUGGUGUUACUCAAAUCACUGACUGAAAAUGAAAGAAAAAUAUAUCAGAAGUCAUUGGGAAGAUAAGCAAGAGUAAGAGAUAAACCUGGAAGUGAAAGUCUUAAAAAAAACACUAAUGGUACAUUCGACUAGUCGCUUUCAAGCACUCUCGUGGUGCGGUUUGCACUCAAAUGGUCAAAAUUGAGGGCUUGGAACUCAUUCGUUAGGUUCAGUCAGGGUGCCGUGUUCCAGCUCAGAGUGCUUGGAGGCACUCUUACCUUCAAGGUGGAAGCCAUUUAAGAUCUAACAAUCUCCAUCACGUGGCUACUCCAAAUGCUCUGGAAGCAGCUUAAUGUUUGGCUCAGACAGGCUUCCUGUGGCUCGAAUGUCGAAAUGCAUGGCUGCAAACCAAUUCAGAGUACAGUAGGGGUCAGUCGAACAUACCAUAAACAGAAAAUUAAGUUAAGCGUUAUCAGUAAAUUAGGCUUCCACAAAACAAGAAAAAACCACUCCAACACAGAGAAGGCUUUGGUAAGACAGAGAAGACAUCAUAACGAAAGAUGGUUCGCGAUGCUGCCUUGAAGUUUCCGCUCCAAGCAGCUUUAACAAGUCCAAAUUCUGAAAUGUGCGCUCUUUGAGAAGUUUUGCAACAUGCAUAAUUGACAAGCUCCGGUAUUGUCUGGUGGAUCAUGCCUUUGAAAUUCUAUUUGCGUUUCUUCAUGGAAGGAAGGUUUCUUAUCAGAAAAGACUAUGAAUACCCAGCUUCUGUUUUUUUUUAUUUUGAACCCAUGUCAAUUUGGACCCUGAUCAAUUUUAAAUCCAGGUCAGAGCACCGAUGGUAUCAGUCCGACAUCAAGGAUUCUGUGGUAUUUUCACAUAUCUGUAACUCAUUUGUACAGGGAUAGUCUACAAAAAUUGCUUUCUUAAGCUUUUUUUUUACUUUCUGCUGCAAUAUAUGAGGUCCUUUUUCAUUGAUAUACAAUGAACUAGCACCUAGUGAACAUCGCCAAAAUCUGGGACAUCUCAAGAAUCUGGUGCAGGAAUUUUAUGGUGGUAUUACGAAUUGUCUUGUUCUUAUGUGGUCUGCAGCUUACCAAUACCCCCCUUACAGAACUACUGGCAUUGUGCUUUGUUUCGUCAUAAAAGUCCUUCUCACUUGGGAGUUAUAAGUUGUUUGGUGGCCCAAAUGUGUUCCUACUAUUUCACGGGUUCUGCUGAAAGACAUUUUGGUAACAAUGGCAAUCUGAUCAUGUGAAUUGGCUUUGAAAUUCUGUAAUGUACAAACAAAAAUUUUUGUUGUUGUUUUGAGCCAUGCUGCAAAGGUUUGCUUGCAAUUUUCUUUUUUUUUUAGCUGUUGUUCUGAUUUCUGUCCUUUUAUGCCCAUUUCGUCUUUAUUUUUUUUGGGUGGCUCAGGCUUACCUUAAACCUGAGCCUGAAAUUUCAUGAAUAGCAGUCCUUAACCAAAGAUACUGUUCAAUUUGAAGCAAAAGUAGUGUCGGCUUUAAGUAGGACGUCAACAUAAAAGAAUUCUGCAAAUAAUUUAUAUUUUAUUAUUUUCUACCUUUUUUAACAAAGCUCUGUUGAAAGAUAUUUAUGACAUGACUUUGGUUUACUUCUAUCAUUUGAUCUACACCUGGGGAUGAAAACUUGCACAACUUCAGACCAGUGCUUCAAGAAAAGAACAAAUUUUCUUGCAGAAUCGGCAUGUAGUUUUGAAAUUGAUCACAUACAGCAUAUGCGUAUGUGAUCAUCAUAUGCAUAUGUGUGAGCAUCGGAGUAAGCACAGAGAAAACAUAUUUUUCUUGCAGACUGCCAGUUUGCAAAAUUUGCUCCUCCGAUGCACUCUUCAUGAAAAAAAUUGAAACAUUGUGUUAUCGUAUUGACAACAAAACAAUACUUCAUAAAUGUUUGUGAUUAUUGCACUAGUCCUUGCAUUGUGGUGUAAUGAAGCUUUAGCAUUUAAUUAUACUUAUUUAUUUACCAUUCCUCAUAACAGCACGCAUGUAAUUUUCUUUUUCCUCAACACAGAAAAAGUAAUGGUCAGGGACCUGUAAGGCACACACUGCAUGGAAUGCGGCAGAAGGAAAGCUGCCAUGCUUGUCACAGAGCAGUUCUUUAACCAAAGAGGGACAACUUAUUUCUUUGUGUAACAUUGUCGUGGUAUGUUGUCUAACCUGAACUGGUCUAAGCCGCAAUUGUCUGCUAUAGAUGAUAAGCGGUUGUUAAACAAAUUUGCCAACAACGCAGGUUCACCAAUGAACUCCACACAGGGUUGACUUGUUGAAGGUGGCUGCUCAUGUUUGGCGAACACUGUUUGCUUGGCAGCUGUUGCCAUCGUGGAAAUGUCGCCUCUUUUGCCAAGACUGGUCACAACUUGAAUCAUGUUUGGAGAGGCUCAGUGUGGUGUAAUAGCUAGGGAUUCUCCUGCACUUGCAUUACGUGGUCGUCACUGUUCUAUUGAAUCAUAGCACUGCUUUUUUUUUUUUUAAUUGAUGCCUGUACCCAUCGUCUUGAUUGCUUGCUUCUGCUUGCAUGUGGUUUCUGCGUCACAUACUUGGUGAGCCCUGAAGACUUUUCUGCUCACAGUCACAGUGAUUUUGCUAACUCAUGUCAUUUACCAUCAUUCAGUCUUGUCGGCAUUCCUACAUAGCUAGGUAGUAGCAAUUAAAAAAGUUGUAGGUGCAUACAGACUUUUAUAAAAACUGUACCAAGCGAUAUUGACCAUUAAACGACAAAAAAAAAGGAAUACUAAAUGAACAAGCUGUAGUGGUUAGGUGCUUACUUGAACUUUUGUUUUGCAAGAGGUGGGUCAAAUAACGGUUCCACUUAAGUAUAGAACAGCGCCGUCAUGUUGCAAGAAGGAUUGACAGUGUUGACCACCGACUGAACGGUACUGUUGUGUUUGUGUUGGUACAAAUGAAGGAGUAGUCGUUGAUCUUUUGCUGCAUUGCUGCUGGCAUUUUUCUCCAUGGCUGUCUCUCUGCAACAAUUAAUAUAUGGCAAGUUUUUUAAGUGCAUUUACACUCCCAAAAAUGAUGACAUUGUCAAACGCAACAUGACAACGUUGCUUGCAUUAGUGCAGCAACUGCCCUUAUACUCGUGUAUUGCUUCUGCAUUAAUUUUGACACUGUCUGUGGUUUCAGAACCUCUUUAAUUUGCACCCUGUGCUUUCCGACUACAUGAAGCAAAUAUAUAAAAAUGAGGCCACCACUUUGCUCUGCUGUUAACAAGCUCCAGGAAGUUGCUCCUGCCUUGAAAUAAUGUUUGAGAAAAAAAAUGCAUAACUUUAGCAAACUGUCACUCUAUUGAUUAACUUUAAAAGAUGCGUUAGCUCAGGGCGAACUUUGAUUUGUUUUUUUCUGUAAAUGUGAAACGCAUUUACAGGGAACAGGGACAUAAGGCAUGCUCUUGUUAGACAAUCGCUGAAUAAAUUUGAAUUUACUACGUUGUAUUUAAAAAGCUAAAUUCUACCCUCUGUUAGAAGCACAAGUUCUUCGAACAGUACAUAAUAUUUCAAUUUUGUCUGCCAAGGAAAGGUUGAAGCAGUCAAGGACGGCUGAGGGUUAGGCGGUGCAAUGAAAAUAUAAAUUUUGUAGGCAUAAGAUAGUAUCAACAUAUGCAAGGCAGGGGUAAUCGCAGAUUUCUGGGUGAAGUCUUUGUCCUGCAGAUGAGCAUAAAUUAGGCUGAUAAUGAUGGGGGUGAUGAUGAUUUUGAGAUGUUCUAAUAGUAGUUUGUGCAUUUUAUUCAAUUAUAUCUUUUAUUGCUGUUAAGGAGCUGUAACCUAAAUUCUUGUUUUCAUAUUUCUUAAAAAGUUUUCGCCAGUGCUUCGUUCAUAAAAUUGACAGCCUAAAUAAAAAAUUUGCUCCUAACAGUCAGUAUAUUUUAACAUUUCUCAAUUGCAACAAAGUCCAUCAAAAUUCCUCAAAUUAAUGUAAUACAAAAAAAGACAACUUCAUCAUUUUUGUGUAUUUAGACGGAAGCUUGCAAGGAAGGGGCUUUUUAAGAGACAUAAAUUGGCAGUUGUAUUUUUGUGUUUCUUUGCUGUGUAUUCAGGGAAAACGCGGGGAAGGUGGGAGAUGGAAAUUCAAGAUGACGAGAAAAACGAGAACAAGGUAAAAGCGGGAGCCAACAUUUCAGCAAGUGGACUUGCCUUUUGCAAGACAACUCCACUUGAAAAAGACAAGCCCGCUUGACGAAACGUUGGCUCCUGCUUUUACGCUUUUCUUGUUUUGCUCAUCGUUUUGCUAUGUAUUGUCACAUAAGGAAUUAUUGUUUUCUUUUGUGCUGUGGUGGUUGAACUAGUAGCACAACUAGUAGUUGUGGGUGCAGCGAUAUGCAGUCAGGAGAGACCAUUUAGGCUUGAUGAGCAGGUGCAUUCACGAUUAUAUUACUGAGAUUAUAUGAGUAUUGUUAAUUCUAAGUCAGCAAGUUUGUGAAGGAAACAAUAAAAGAGUGCAAUUUCCUGAGUCAAAUACCACAAUAUCUGGCACUGACCAGGUGCAGACAUAAUGACCUGCUUGUGUGUGCGAAACAUGUGGUCACUACGAUAUGUUCGAAUACUGAUUGCACCAUUUAUUUAUUUGGAUGGCCGUAGGGACUCGCACCACUUUAUAACAGCAAGGAAUUUCCCACGCUUCACCUAAGCUAUAGCUGCUUUCUUUCUUUUAAUAUGUGUAUUAAGCAGGUACACCUUGUGUGCUAGUAGAUUAGAAUCAUGUUUACUGAAGAGCGGAUGAAUUUUGUGCAAUUGAGCUUCCAACAAGGCUCCCAGAGAGGCUAUGCCUGCAGCUACUCGAAAGAAUGCAGGUCAUGUGUUUGGUGUGAACCAAGAUGGUACAAUUGUACCUGGAUGUUUCUUUGAGACUGCCCUGUAGACAAACUGAUGCUUCCAUUUUAUGUGCUUCCUCUUGCGUUGCGGCAUAUUAACCUCAUGCAGCGCUAUGAAAAAUUAUUACAGGUAAAAUUGGGUGCCAAUUUGUUGGUCAAGCACACCGUUGAAGGAGGGAAUAUACGAGUGUUGGUUGGCGGGUUUUCAGGAUGAGUCACAGCACCGUUACUUCGACGACAUGUUUCACGGUGUGUGGAGCACCUCAAUGUUUGACUUGCGCUCGAGUGCCAUGCUAUUGUAUGAAUUGGCCAGACGCACACGUGGCAGCCACCCUCUACUGAGUGAGUGGGCAUAAGUGGCAUGUGUUGGCCAAGGCCCCCUCGUCAUCGUCUUUAAGUGGCACUGACUACAUCCAAAUGUCAGGAUUUUGGGCUUUGUAGUUCCUGCUACAGGCUUGUUGGUCGAUGAUUUUGAAUUUUUUAACAGAGCAAACGGGACAGUUCUUAUUUCAACUGCGCUGUUAAAAAAUUCAAGAUGCUUCUAGAUGUUAGCUACAGCAGGAACAGUGCUAAGUACACGGACGAAGGUGAGGGCACAUAGUAAUCAACAUCACAUUGAUAAACACAUUGCACUGUCCUUUGUCCGUGUCUUUAGAACUGUUUCCAUCCGAAUAUGAAUAACCAACUAGCCAAUGCUUUCAUGUUAGUGAUGGAUUUGUUACAAGUAUCCACCAGUAUUGCUUUCUUCUUGCAGUAGUAACCUUGAUGGGAUCUCCCCUUAGCUAAACGUGAUGAAUUUUAGUGGCCAUGACAUUUUGCUUUAGUGAGGUGGUUAGUUUGAUAUCCAGCCAUGGUGACUGUGUUUUGAUGACGAGGAAUGCAAAAAUGCUCCUGUUCUGAGUAUCAGAUACAACCCAGGUGGUCGAAGUUAUUCCAUAGCCCUCCACUGCAAUGUCUUUUAUAGUGCCUGGAGUGCUUUGGGACCCUAUCCAUCAAAUUACCUCGAUAUCCAAUGAUCCCACAUAAACACGCAAAAUCACACGGGUCUUUCAUUACGGUUCAAUUAUACAUGUGAUCCUCCUAGUGCAUCCAAUGCAAAACACAUCAAUCAAACAAAAGAAGGCAUUGUGGGCACAUUUCUCUUGCUUCUGUUCUCAAGCAGCCAUAUGCUAUCAAUUGCUUCGAAUUACCAAACUCUUUGUGGAUAAAAGACACGUAAAUGCUAGGUCAAGUUGAGGCAAGUGGACAAACAUAUGGGCCAUUAAGGUUGCAACUCUGCCUGUUGGUAUGGAUCUCUGGCUACCGGCUGUGCGAGACAGAUGACAUAUGUCAUCUGUUCCUUGUCUUUCCACUUGUUUUGCUCUGCCAUUAACCAUAAAUUCAUGUAAACUAAUCUGAUCACAGUGUUUGCUAUGUAAAAACACUGCAGUUUACACAUGACUGCAGAAUUUUUCUUCAUUUUUUUUUUCAUAUUCUUGCUGUUAUGGAGUUGGCAAGUGGCUUAGUGCCAAUGGAAGCUGGGCACAUUGUUGUGUUUGAGGAGACAAGAAAGCAGUGCACAAAACUGGAGCUACUGGAAUAGCUGAAAGAAGUAUUGAUGCAAAAUGUGCCUCAUUUCAUCUUUUCAUUUGACAGCAUACCUGCUGACAAAAUUUUUUCUCUUCUUUCAUUGUUUCAUGUUUCUUGCACCACUUACAAUUGGGUAAACACAGUAUGAAACCUCAAUUCCUCAAAAGAACAAGAAAUUAAUUAUGUCUUCUGACAUGAGCAGUUUAAAACGUAUGCUAGUAAAGCAUGGCUUCAGGCUAGAAGCUGGCCUACUCAUUACACAAAGAAAAUUUUAGAUAGUGGUCACAUGAUCUCAGAAAAAUUAUGUAAGAGAUUGGUUUAGUUAUUUGUAGCAUAUCUGAGAAACGGAGGCCUCAUUCCGUGAAUAGAGUCAGCCACCAUCUACUAAAAAAAAAUUUAGACAAAAUUUCAUGUUGAUGCUCUUUUAAGGGCAAGUUAAGGAGAUUGUUAAUAACAUUCAGGCAUCUACAUAUCGUCUACAUAUCAGAAAUAUUUACUGCACAUUCUGAUUUGCUGUCAUGGUAAUUUAGACAAAAUUACACAGCCGUGUGGAAUCUGAUUUAUAUGCAAAUAAACUUUGAACUUAUGUUCAGAACUUGCAUGGCUGCAUUGUGAACAUGCCACAUCUCAAUUUCUGCUCAGUGAAUCGACAGUUUGACACUUAUUAACACUCGCUCUAGACAUUGAGCAAAAAACAAUAUGGACCCUAGUAGAUGUUGCCAGUAUGCGUGCAAAUUCUGGCGAUUACGUCUCAGGUGCUAUCACUUUAUCUAGAACAGCAUCACAGAGCAGUUUCGACUUUAGCUUGCUGCUGUUGGGCGUUUUCUAGUUAUCCUAGGCAAAAACGUAAAAAAAAAAAUUGCUAAUUGUGUUCAAGGGGACUUUACAAAAAAUAAAAUGCAGCUGAAAUGUGAAAUUCCGCAAAGAAUAUUGUGUAGCUGCCUUUUAAAUGGGGCCACUUUUUGCUACCAGAUUCUUUAUUGGGUGAAGGCAUAAGGGGUAUGGUUGCAACAUGUGCGUCUGGCCAGGUUGACAUUUUUACAGGCACUGGUUUUCUGUCUGUUGUGUGUGGUAUCAAUCUGCCAAACUAUUUUGCUUUUGCUCGUGUUUUUAUUUUACCUUUACUGGGGCUGCGAAUGUUGUACAUGUCAUAGGCCUCUGCUAAGAGUGAAGCUGUGCAGGCCAUUUAGUCUUGUCUAGUGUAAACAUUUCAUACACAUACACACACACACUGUUUCAUGAAGCAUAGCACUAGCAAGCAGUUGCAAAGAUGAGCUUUCAAUUAAAAUUUGUAAGUGGUACUGUCAACACUUUUCCUAAGGCAUCGCCGACACCAGCUGAGCAAGCUGUUGGUGAUACCAUCUAUACACUUUUGCCGAAGUGAGCUACAGGCAGUGUCAUUACAAUCAGUUACUGUGCAAGUCUUUGAUGGUUUCAUUGCUUAUGUGUCUAGUUUUUGUGUCGUCUGCAGUGGUGUUGGUAGCAUCAAAAUGAUUGGCAGCCCUUGACAGUUGCGGGUGUUGGAAUUUGUCAGUAGCACCAGUAAAGAGAUGAUGGUAGAUUUUUUUCUUUCUCUUUUUGUCAUUUGUCUUAGCAAUGGGCUUUCACCAAAGUAUGUGGUUUGGGUGGGUGCAACAUAAUACAGGCAUGCACUGUGCAAACACGCCACUUUAUAAAGGAAGUGUCGGGCUUGCCACAUGCAUACUGGCCCGAUCACAAGCCUGCUGUUGGGCAUGCGUUGAAUAACCGUUGGGCUUGACAAACACCAUGCAGAAUGGGAGCAGAAUGCUAAGGCAAUAUGUAACGAGGUGGAGUCAGGUGUUUGCAUGUGAUAUGACUUUUUCAAACUCCCGCGGCCACUGACCGAUGAGUGUUAUCUGCAAACAUAUUACAACAAUUGUUCUGUGCUGGUCUUUUUCAACACCUCGCAUAGGAGUUACUCAUUCUCAGCACAUGAAGAACAAAAACAAAAUUUAAAAAAUGCACGCUGCUUUUACAGUGCCAGCCCAGCCAGAACUGCUGUUGAGAGACAUGUCACGGUAGUGCUUUCGGCAUCCUGUCUUCGCUGUGACCAAGAUUUUUUAAAGGCUGGGUGAACUCAGUGUUGCAGUAUUAAAGAGGGAUACAACAGUCA
Dermacentor albipictus is the source of this 18829-nucleotide messenger RNA. RefSeq names its product WD repeat and coiled-coil-containing protein-like. Gene Ontology annotation, molecular function: kinase binding. Lineage: Eukaryota; Metazoa; Arthropoda; Arachnida; Ixodida; Ixodidae. The record is from RefSeq and is a predicted model, not a curated record.